Molecule: messenger RNA, 835 nt
Organism: Daphnia carinata
Lineage: Eukaryota; Metazoa; Arthropoda; Branchiopoda; Diplostraca; Daphniidae
Exons: 4
Coding region: 126-719 (197 amino acids)
Source: RefSeq, a predicted model, not a curated record
CAACCCCUGUUUCAACAGUCGAUGGCAGGUUAAGUGCUGCUGCUAUUGACCACCGUACGACACAUCCGAUUCCGCACAACAAACAAAUUAUCGCCAAGAAACAAAACACAGAGGAAAAAAACACGAUGCGGUUAAACUUGAUUUUGCGAACACUCUGCCUCAUCGCCCUAAUUUGCACUUGUACUAUCGCCGAUUCUGCCAACCAAGAAAUUGAUUCGUCGGAGAAUCUUUUACCGCUGAUGGGUCAACUCGGAAAGCGUGAACCGUUCAAAAAACUUCGAUCUCACAACCCGAUUCUCAUUUUUCACCAAUCUAUCCGACAACCACGGUAUCUGCCAAGAACGAAUAGCCACACGGAGGCACCAGUGGGUGAACGCGACAUCCCAAGACGGCUCAUUCGACGCGGAAAUAACAAGACGCAUUCUAAUAUACAGCCGCUCCUCGUAUGGAAUCAUCAGCUGCUGCCCAAUUUCUAUAACAAGCGACAACCACCCUACUUUAUGAGCAGCCUUCGCAGAGAUGGCAACUUGGGUAAUACGAAGAAUUCUGUGGCUGUCAAACGAUCCCACGAUUGGUUACCCAAGUCUGAUGACGAAACGAACGUACAAGCAUUCCCCUACGAAGAGUUCAACUACGACAGUAAAGAUUAUUACCAAGUCGAUAACGAUUUCAACGAGCCGGACUUCGAACAAAUUGAAACCAAGAACGACGAUUUUUAAAGCGCCAUAUUGCUUUUUUUGUUUUUGCACUACACACAAUUGACUGCUAAUCGCUACACACAUUUCACGAAAAUCAAAUGAUCGCAGAAAUAAUAAAGUUGGGUGGAUACUCCUGA